Neopsephotus bourkii (Bourke's parrot) is the source of this 1193-nucleotide messenger RNA. It is a transcript of the gene PARM1, whose product is annotated as prostate androgen-regulated mucin-like protein 1. Lineage: Eukaryota; Metazoa; Chordata; Aves; Psittaciformes; Psittacidae. The transcript is spliced from 4 exons. The coding region runs from base 163 to 1023 and encodes 286 amino acids. Gene Ontology annotation, cellular component: early endosome; late endosome; Golgi apparatus. The record is from RefSeq and is a predicted model, not a curated record.
CGCUCCCCCGGCGCGGUGCCCGGUGCCGGCAGGUGCCGCUGUGCGUCCGGCGCUGGAGCGGGGCGGUGCCAGGGGGGCCGGCCCCGGGCCGGCAGCGGGCGGGUACCGGGAGCGGGCGGUGCGUCCGUCCCUCCCGCCGCGGCUGCCAGCGCCGCCGGCACCAUGGGCUGCUGCUGCCGCUUCCUCCUCGCCCUCCUCCUCCUCCCUUCAGGGCUGGGUGAUGACUCCACACCAUCACCCCUCACCCUUACCAGCCCUCCCUUCCUCUCAGAGGGGAUCCCAGUGGCACCGGGCUCCAGGGAUGCAGCUCUCCCCACAUCAGCUCCUAGCCAGCCCAUGUCCAUGGAACCCACUGAAGAAAGGCCUUCAUCCUCAUCCACCCCUUCAGCAGCACUGUCCCCUGCUCCUGCCUCCGUCACUGUGCCUGUCGCCACCACCAUAGCAGACAAGUCAGCUGUAGUCUCCAACCCUAUCUCCAUGCCAACGACCUUGGAGACAACCCCAAGUCUUCGGACAGCAAACACUACGGACAUGGCAAGAGGCACGAUGGAUCUGGGGGCAGCUCCCAACACCACGGGUAUAGCUGCCUCCUCUUCCUCCCUCCCCACCAGCAACCCUGCGACAGGCUUGUCCCCAACACCUGUCCUCAUGAGCCCCACCACAACCCAGCCACCUGUGCUGACCAAGGAUGUCCCUUCCCCAGGGACACUGCCCAUGGUGUCAAGCCUGGCCGUGGAGCAAACAUCACCCCCAGUGACUCUGACAAGCCCCAUGGCAGCAGAGGAAUCCAUGGCCACCGGUAAAACCACCCUCUCCACUGGAAUCACUAUGGAAGAGGUGCCGCGUGCCUUGAGCGCAGGGAGCAUCGUGGCCAUAACCGUGACAGUCAUCGUGGUGGUGGUGGUGGUUUUUGGGGCAGCAGCAUACCUCAAGAUCAGGCACUCCUCCUAUGGCAGGCUUCUGGAUGACCACGACUACGGCUCCUGGGGCAACUACAACAACCCUCUCUAUGAUGACUCCUAGCAGGAUGAGGAGAAAGAAUAAAUCCUUAAUUUAUAAAUGCUUCCUCAGCAGAGCAGCCACUGUCAAAGAGAUGCCACUGCCAUGGGCUGGAUUAUGGUGGGUCUGACAGGUGACAGGCAAUGGAGAGCGAGCAUGUGGUGCCCACAAUAAACCUGAAUUUUGGCCUUUGC